This is a messenger RNA of Odobenus rosmarus divergens (Pacific walrus), 2125 nucleotides long. It is a transcript of the gene PPARD, whose product is annotated as peroxisome proliferator-activated receptor delta. Gene Ontology annotation, molecular function: RNA polymerase II cis-regulatory region sequence-specific DNA binding; nuclear receptor activity; zinc ion binding. The coding region runs from base 282 to 1607 and encodes 441 amino acids. Gene Ontology annotation, cellular component: nucleus. The record is from RefSeq and is a predicted model, not a curated record. The transcript is spliced from 8 exons. NCBI's taxonomy places the organism in Eukaryota, Metazoa, Chordata, Mammalia, Carnivora, Odobenidae. Gene Ontology annotation, biological process: negative regulation of transcription by RNA polymerase II; regulation of lipid metabolic process; hormone-mediated signaling pathway.
GGAGCUGGGGAUUAAUGGGAAAAGUUUUGGCAGGCUUCGGAGGAUCCUGCGGAGCUUGCGGGACGGCAGCGGCGGCGCGGGAGGCGGCCAGGACAGUGUUGCGUGGUGUUUUGGGCAUGCACGUGGUACUCACGCAGUGGCUUCUGUUCACCGACAGAUGAGGACAGAUGCACCAAAGAGGCUGAUGGCAACUGCCCUGUAGAGGUCCGUCUGCGUUCAGACCCAGAUGAUGCCAGAGCUAUGACCGGGCCUGCAGGCGUGGCGCCGAGGGGAUAUCAGCCAUGGAGCAGCCACCGGGGGAAGCCCCUGAGGUCCGGGAAGAGGAGGAGAAAAAGGAAGUGGCAGAGGCAGAAGGAGCCCCAGAACUCAAUGGAGGACCAGAGCGCUCACUUCCUUCCAGCAGCUAUACAGACCUCUCCCGGAGCUCCUCGCCACCCUCACUGCUGGACCAGUUGCAGAUGGGCUGUGACGGGGCCUCGUGUGGCAGCCUCAACAUGGAGUGCCGUGUGUGCGGGGACAAGGCAUCAGGCUUCCACUAUGGUGUUCACGCGUGUGAGGGCUGCAAGGGCUUCUUCCGCCGGACGAUCCGCAUGAAGCUGGAGUACGAGAAGUGUGAGCGCAUCUGCAAGAUCCAGAAGAAGAACCGCAACAAGUGCCAGUACUGCCGCUUCCAGAAGUGCGUGGCGCUCGGCAUGUCACACAACGCCAUCCGCUUUGGCCGGAUGCCAGAGGCCGAGAAGAGGAAGCUGGUGGCAGGGCUGACGGCAAGUGAGGGGAAUCAGCACAACCCACAGGUGGCUGACCUGAAGGCCUUCUCCAAGCACAUCUACAACGCCUACCUGAAAAACUUCAACAUGACCAAAAAGAAGGCCCGUGGCAUCCUCACCGGCAAGGCCAGCCACACGGCGCCCUUUGUGAUCCAUGACAUCGAGACAUUGUGGCAAGCAGAGAAGGGCCUGGUGUGGAAGCAGCUGGUGAACGGCCUGCCCCCCUACAAGGAGAUCAGCGUGCACGUCUUCUACCGCUGCCAGUGCACCACGGUUGAGACAGUGCGGGAGCUCACCGAGUUCGCCAAGAGCAUCCCCAGCUUCAGCACCCUCUUCCUUAACGACCAGGUGACCCUUCUCAAGUACGGUGUACAUGAGGCCAUAUUCGCUAUGCUGGCCUCCAUCGUCAACAAGGACGGCUUACUGGUGGCCAACGGCACUGGGUUCGUCACCCGGGAGUUCCUGCGGAGCCUCCGGAAGCCCUUCAGUGACAUCAUCGAGCCCAAGUUUGAGUUUGCGGUCAAGUUCAACGCCCUGGAACUUGAUGACAGUGACUUGGCUCUCUUCAUUGCGGCCAUCAUUCUCUGUGGAGACCGGCCAGGCCUCAUAAACGUGCCCCAGGUGGAGGCCAUCCAGGACACCAUCCUGCGUGCCCUCGAGUUCCACCUGCAGGCCAACCACCCGUACGCCCAGUACCUCUUCCCCAAGCUGCUGCAGAAAAUGGCUGACCUGCGGCAGCUGGUCACCGAGCACGCGCAGAUGAUGCAGCGCAUCAAGAAGACCGAGACAGAGACCUCGCUGCACCCCCUGCUCCAGGAGAUCUACAAGGACAUGUACUGAGGGCAUGCGCCCGGGGUCUCUGGGGGCAGGCGGACAGAGCUGGGGCAGACGCCGCCCUUGGGACUUACCCAGAGAGCAGUCCCCGAGCCCUGGGCGCCCACGGGCCCGGAGCAGUGGAGCCACACUGCCGCCCUCAGACACACGGCCCCUUGCUCCCUGCGUUCGCUCCCUCCCCGUCUUCAUCUGCCUCUUUCUCAGAUCCUCUUUCUUCUCUAAUUUCUUCGCUCGCUCGCUCUCUCUUCCCGUCUCUCUGUAGGUUUCCCCUCUUCCUCCCUCCCUGGCCUUCCCUUUCUCUCCCCAUCCCUGUGUCUGCCCCCCUUUCUCUUUCUGUGAGACAGUUUGUGUUACUUCACCAGCAGCAUGGAACAUGUCCUCUGCUUUCGUCCGCCCCGUCCCCUGUCCCCCAGGAGCAGGGAGGAAUGGGCCUGCCCUCUGCACCAACAGUCACCUGCAAGGGUAGGCGCCUCACUUCUCCUGUCUUCACAGCAAAGGACGUGGGCCAGCCAAAGAAACACUAA